CAGAUGAGAAGCUUCACCAUUGAGGAAUUGAAGAAUGGUCAUCGAUGAAGACUGGAGGCUCCACUGAGGACUCGCCAUCCAGCAACUGACGCUCAGCAUUGAGGAGCUGAGGGCCAGCCAUUCAGCAGCCGAGCCGAGGCGAGGCGAGGCUCCCCGGUUAGGGUUGGCCGGUUAAUAACCGAGAAGCAGUGACGGCUGAGCUGAAGCCUUCACUGAUGAACUGAGAACUGGCCAUUGACAAAUUAUGAAGUGACCAUUGAGAAACUGACCAUCGUGUCUGUCCUGUUCAUUGAAGCUCAUCCAGAUCCUGUGAGGACUCAGAACUACCAUUGGGGCUUAUUCCUUCAUGACCAUUGAUGACUCAUAACACUCCACUGAGAUGACUCUGUCCUGUCCUGACUGAGUGCUCACAACCCGACCGCCCACUGAUGUCAAGUGUUGCCCAUUGAUGAGCAGCCAACUCUGCUGAGCUCAGCCUUAGUCAAUGAUGAACUGCAACUAAAACGUUACCUGUCAAGAAAGGGACCGAAGACGGUUUGCAGAGGUUGGCCCUGUUACAAGCAGUUGCGAGGAGCUGCCCUCCCUCCCCAGUCAGGAAGCUAGAAAUAUUCAUGUGGAUUUGGACGAAAGACGGUUUAGGCUGUAGCUUUCCUGGCACUGAGAAUGGAUAUUGUGAACUUAUCUGGUGAUAUUCUUUUAAAGAUCGUGCUAGUUGGGGAUUCCAGUGUAGGAAAGACUGCCAUAUUAGAGAGAUUGACAGAGGACACUUUCCAUUCUUCCAUUUUAUCUACAAUAGGGAUUGAUUUCAGGGUAAAAACGGUCAGGGUGAAUGAUAAUGCCACAGUUAGGCUACAAGUAUGGGACACAGCUGGCCAGGAACGGUUUCAUACACUUACAACUCAUUAUUUUCGAGGGUCAAAUGGUCUUAUGCUUGUCUAUGAUAUUACAAAUUUAAAUACUUUCAAUAAUAUCACGUGGUGGAUUAAAGAUACUGUUGAGAAUGCAGGAAAGGAUGUUGGCCAAGUAUUAAUUGGCAACAAAUGUGACUCAAGUGAACGGGGAGUUACAUUGGACAAAGGAAAACAGCUUGCCCAGGAACAUGAUAUGCAAUUCUUUGAGACAAGUGCAAAAGAUGAUAUAAACAUUGAGCAAGCAUUUUCAGCCCUAGCAGAAGAAAUAAUUAAAAAGAAUCCAAACAUUUUGCAAAAACUUGUGGUUGUGGUUGAACCUGAGGAACCUCAGAAUCAAGGCUGUUGCAGUAGAUGA
Molecule: messenger RNA, 1266 nt
Organism: Callorhinchus milii (elephant shark)
Lineage: Eukaryota; Metazoa; Chordata; Chondrichthyes; Chimaeriformes; Callorhinchidae
Product: ras-related protein Rab-10-like
Biological process (GO): cellular response to insulin stimulus
Cellular component (GO): insulin-responsive compartment; recycling endosome; Golgi apparatus
Molecular function (GO): GTP binding; GTPase activity
Source: RefSeq, a predicted model, not a curated record